GCCAUGCCAAACUGGGGGACGGCGAAGAACUGAGGCGGGACACAGGCCACGAUCAGAGGCAGGUGCAGAGUUUGCAGAUUCGAGACGAACACGAGCAGCAGCUGCUGGAAACAUUUCACAGUCGUCGAGAUGAGCUGGGUUGGCGGCACCCACGCACCCAGCAAGUGCUGGAGGAGCUGGCGGGUCUCCUCCGAAGUCAGAAGCGGCUGAACGAAGCCACGCAGCUAUGCCUGGACCCACAAGGCCUCCGAUCCACAUGCCUCUGCAACAUCAGAGUCCGCCAGAGCGGAAGCGGCGAGGAGAUUUGUGAGGUGAGGGUAUCCGAUUCCGAGUUGGUCUCCAAACUGUUGGCGAACGUACUGGAAGCAGCUGGUCGGGAGGACGGGCAUCUUCUACUCAAGUCGAAGGUGCUAGACGAGAAUGUCAGCUUGCGAGAUGCAGGUUUGCGGAUGCAUGCCGAAGUGUUCCUCGUUGCGGUGCGGGAGGCGGAUGGUUCUGUCGAACGGAAGAAGCAGCUAGAGCGCAUACUGCGACGUCGGGAGCAGCACCUUGGAAUCAAUGACCCGACAGUAGCGUCUACUCUUCGGCAGCUUGGCAACGUCCUUGAAGAGUUGCAGGAGUUCGCAGAGAUGGCCAAAGUCCUAGGGAGGUGCCUUGAGAUCCAGGAACACGAGGUUGAUGUUCAGCCAGCAGAGACUGCAGCGACACUUCUGAAGCUUGCAUUUGCGCUUUGCAAGCUGGGCGACCACCGCAAAGAGGUCAACCUGCUUGAGCUUUGCAGGAACAUACAGGAGCAGCGUGCGCUCCAAGAUGAUUCCGCAAGGCCCGACUUGGCAGCCACACUGUUCAGUUUGGGACUGGGACAUGGCCAUGUUGGGGAGUUUGGCAGGAAGGUCCAAGUUUUGGAGCGGGGCUUGAAGAUGGUGGAGAACGAUCACGGCCCAGAGCAUCUGAAGCUGGUGCCAUUUCUGAAGGAACUCGGAUCGGCUUAUGGAGACUUGGGCGAGGAUGCGAUGGAGAAGAGUGUACUGGAACGCUGUGAGAGCAUCCAAGCACGACGAGAAGGUCGUGGUGCUUCGGGUUCGCAAGGUGCGAAGACCGCCACGGAAACAGCAGUCACAUACGACAAGGUGGAUGGGUUGGCUGUCAGUCUGGGCCAGUGUGACUUCGCACAGCUUCGGCACGGAGUGGUGAUGAUCUCAAGAAGGCAUUCGCGUGCCAGGUUCGAGAUUACGGGCUUGGAAGAAUGCCCGAGAUUGCCGGCAAACGUAUGUCCUUUGAGUCCCAUCCUGAAGCUACUGCCGCACGAGACUCGCUUUGACGAGGCGCCUGUACUUCUGGUCAUCCGCGUCUGCUCGGGUGCUCAGGCGGUCUGGCGUUCAUCGUCGGAUGGCGGUUGGGAAUCGCUUGCGGAUGCGAAGUUCUAUCCAGGACAUGCCGUGCUGUGGCUGGAUCAUUUUUGCGAGCUCUUUGUCGGAACUGAUGGUACCUGCUCCCCAAGACCGCGGGGAAUGCUUGUCCGUGGCUUCAUGGAUGAAACCACAGGGAGGGGAAAAUGUGCAGUUUUGCACACAAACUGUCCCUCUUGUACCCAGCAGCUGCAGCCGACAUCCGACUACCGCGUAGACCCCGAGGUCUUGAGGGGUUUCGAUGAGUGCGGGCCGCCUUUUUGCGCGGGCUUAUACAGCCAUGGAGACAGACUCACCAUAGCCCAGGCUGAGAAUGAUCAUCAGCAUAUUACCUUAAGUUUCCACAGGCUUCCUCUCGUCACCAGCCGCUUCUUCGAAGCUCGGGGAACCCAGUUCGAGGUGGACAUUGCUGACUCGUCCCAUGCUUUUCGACUCUGUGAUGCUGCCCCGACCGCGCCAUCGAGCCUGCCUCCACCCGCACCACUGCCGCCACCACCGCCACAGGCGGGGGGUGGGAUACCUCCGCCGCCACCAUCGCUGCAUGGACCAGAAGAUGGGACUUCUUCCAGCAUGCAUCUGAUUCUGCCUGAACUUUGCGAAGUGGAGGUCUACACGGCGGAGGCGCCUCACAACUUUCUGAGCACAGGUGAGCUGGAAGCUGGCCACUUGUCUCUUGAGCAGCUCAUGCAGCGAGCUCGUGCUGACAGUGCCGAGGUCGGCAGCCUACUGGUGCAGGUGUUACCGCCUCCUCCACCACCUCCACCGCCUCCAGAUGAAGAGCAUCAAACGGACAUCCCGACUGUAUCACCUCCCCCACCGGCUCCACCUGAAUCACCGCAACGAAGAAACUUGAUGAUCUCUGGGCGGUUCAACGAUCAGAACAAAAUGAACUACAUGAGAGAGGUCAAAGAAGCGCUUUGUGACAAGUUCAUUCCCGUGGAUAUGGUGAAGGCCGACUUUGCUAGUGCCAAAUUCGGAAACCAGACGGCGCUUCUCCUGUACAGGGCCAAAGCCCUGUUGGCUUUUUGCACUUGGGAUUAUGGAGAGAAAACUGGUGCGCAGUAUGAAACUUAUAUAGAGCUCCAGUACGCGUACCAGAACAAGCUUGCAAUUCUGCCAAUUCAGCUCUGCCAUGAAUUUCCACCCUGUCCCAAAGAUGAGGAAGGCCGGGCACAAAAUGCAUUGGUGCUUCAGGGCGAUUUGGUGCGGAUCAUCGACAAAGACAUGUCGGACCCGGCGAGGGUUGCACAGGAGAUCUGUGAUGCCUGGUUCAGAGCAAUCCAGCAUAUGUGA
Symbiodinium natans is the source of this 2702-nucleotide messenger RNA. Lineage: Eukaryota; Dinophyceae; Suessiales; Symbiodiniaceae. The record is from the annotation of a GenBank genome assembly.